CGGCGGGAUCCGACGUCUGCGCUGGAGUCGGCCGACUGAACCCAGCGCGGCGGCGGCGGCUAGGGCGGCGCGGCCCCGGCUCUGGGCCAGGACGCAGAGGCGAGCAGGGAGCAGCGGGCGGCCGGCCGCGGAGGCAAGAUGGGGAACCGGGAGAUGGAGGAGCUGAUCCCGCUGGUGAACCGUCUGCAGGACGCCUUCUCGGCGCUGGGACAGAGCUGCCUGCUGGAGCUGCCGCAGAUCGCCGUGGUGGGCGGCCAGAGCGCCGGCAAGAGCUCGGUCCUCGAGAACUUCGUGGGCAGGGACUUUCUCCCUCGAGGAUCAGGCAUUGUAACGAGACGACCUCUUGUGCUGCAGCUUGUUACUUCCAAAGCAGAAUAUGCUGAAUUUCUACAUUGCAAAGGAAAAAAAUUUACAGAUUUUGAUGAAGUUCGCCAUGAGAUUGAAGCAGAAACAGAUCGAGUGACUGGAAUGAAUAAAGGCAUUUCCUCCAUACCCAUUAAUUUACGAGUCUAUUCCCCACAUGUGUUAAAUCUAACCCUUAUCGACCUACCUGGAAUUACUAAAGUGCCCGUAGGAGAUCAGCCACCAGAUAUUGAGUAUCAGAUCAGAGAAAUGAUUAUGCAGUUCAUCACACGGGAGAACUGUCUAGUUCUGGCUGUUACCCCAGCCAACACUGAUCUUGCAAACUCAGAUGCACUGAAGCUAGCUAAAGAAGUUGAUCCUCAAGGUCUAAGAACCAUUGGAGUCAUCACCAAACUGGAUCUUAUGGAUGAAGGAACGGAUGCCAGGGAGGUUCUGGAGAACAAGCUGCUGCCUCUUCGCAGGGGUUACGUGGGGGUGGUAAACAGAAGCCAGAAGGACAUAGAUGGGAAGAAGGACAUUAAAGCUGCCAUGUUGGCAGAAAGGAAAUUUUUUCUCUCGCACCCGGCGUACAGACAUAUUGCUGAUCGGAUGGGGACUCCACACCUGCAGAAGGUCCUUAAUCAGCAACUUACCAACCACAUUCGAGAUACCCUGCCAAACUUCAGGAACAAACUACAGGGACAGUUGCUCUCCAUCGAACAUGAAGUUGAAGCCUACAAAAACUUCAAGCCGGAAGACCCCACCAGGAAGACCAAAGCGUUGCUGCAGAUGGUUCAGCAAUUUGCUGUGGACUUUGAGAAGAGAAUUGAAGGGUCAGGGGAUCAGGUAGAUACCCUGGAGCUCUCAGGGGGUGCUAAAAUCAAUCGUAUCUUCCAUGAACGCUUUCCUUUUGAGAUAGUAAAGAUGGAGUUCAAUGAGAAAGAAUUGCGAAGAGAAAUAAGCUAUGCAAUCAAAAACAUACAUGGUAUCAGGACAGGGUUGUUCACUCCAGACAUGGCAUUUGAAGCAAUAGUCAAAAAACAAAUUGUGAAACUGAAAGGGCCUUCCUUGAAGAGUGUAGAUCUGGUGAUACAAGAAUUAAUCAACACUGUCAAAAAGUGUACCAAAAAACUGGCAAACUUCCCCAGACUAUGCGAGGAAACAGAAAGAAUUGUCGCUAACCACAUUCGCGAGCGAGAAGGGAAAACAAAGGACCAGGUACUGCUGUUGAUUGACAUCCAAGUCUCCUACAUCAACACCAACCACGAAGAUUUCAUUGGCUUCGCAAAUGCUCAGCAGAGGAGCAGUCAGGUUCACAAGAAAAACACAAUUGGAAAUCAGGUUAUUCGCAAGGGGUGGCUAACCAUCAGCAACAUUGGCAUCAUGAAAGGAGGCUCCAAGGGAUAUUGGUUCGUCCUUACUGCUGAAAGCUUGUCCUGGUAUAAAGAUGAUGAGGAAAAAGAAAAGAAGUAUAUGCUUCCCUUGGACAACCUGAAAGUUCGAGAUGUGGAAAAGAGCUUUAUGUCUAGCAAGCACAUCUUUGCACUCUUUAAUACAGAACAAAGGAAUGUAUACAAAGACUAUCGCUUCCUUGAGCUGGCAUGUGAUUCACAGGAGGAUGUAGACAGCUGGAAGGCCUCUCUACUAAGAGCUGGGGUUUAUCCUGAUAAAUCUUUAGGGAACAACAAAACUGAAAGUGAUGAGAAUGGCCAAGCAGAAAACUUUUCCAUGGACCCACAACUGGAGAGGCAAGUGGAGACCAUUCGCAACCUCGUAGACUCCUACAUGUCUAUUAUCAACAAAUGUAUCCGAGAUCUAAUUCCAAAAACGAUAAUGCACCUUAUGAUCAAUAAUGUGAAAGAUUUCAUAAAUUCCGAGCUCCUAGCACAGUUAUAUUCUUCAGAGGACCAAAAUACUCUGAUGGAGGAAUCUGCUGAGCAGGCUCAGCGCCGGGAUGAGAUGCUUCGAAUGUACCAGGCCCUUAAAGAAGCCCUUGUGAUCAUUGGCGACAUCAACACUGCCACUACCUUCACCCCGGCACCGCCUCCUGUGGAUGACUCCUGGAUACAGCACUCCCGCAGGUCGCCCCCUCCCAGCCCCACCACCCAGCGGAGGCCCACGCUGAGCGCACCCCUCACUCGGCCGGCCUCGGGCCGAGGGCCCGCUCCCGCCAUCCCCUCCCCUGGACCCCACUCGGGGGCGCCCCCGGUUCCAUUCCGGCCCGGCCCCUUACCUCCCUUCCCCAGCAGCAGCGACUCGUUCGGAGCGCCUCCCCAGGUCCCGUCUCGGCCCACGAGGGCCCCGCCCAGCGUCCCGAGCCGGAGACCACCCCCAUCACCAACUCGUCCCACUAUAAUCCGUCCACUAGAAUCUUCUCUGUUAGACUAAACGAAGUAUCUGGCAUGGCAAUUAAUUACUAAUGAAUUAUGCGAAAGCAAAAUAUUUGAUAACCGCUGCAGUAAAUCAUGAGUAGUCGCAUGUGUGGACAUCAGUAGGCAAGUAACCGGUUUUACUAACACAUUCAUCACUCAUCCUCAUUGCUCAUGGUAUGUCAGACCUCUGGAGUUUGACUCUUGAAAACCGCUGACCCUUCAAGGCUUUGUAUGUUGUAUUGACCAAGGGUAGGUUUGUAUAUUAGCCCUAUACUUUGGGGACCAUUUGCCUACCCUGGCAUAUAUUUGCAAGGGCUUUGGACAAGUUUCCCAGGUUACCUACCAAAUGUAAUUCUUAAGAGAUAUGAGAUGGUGGGCUUAGACCUAAGCCAUACAUUUUUAUUUUCCCACAUUCUGUUUUGGCUGACAGAAAUUACGUUGUCUAUUAUUAAUGUUUCCACCUAUUCCAUAAUUACCUAUUUAGAUCCUCUUUCGUUCCUCUUUAUUUCAUAAGACUGCUAGGAAGUGAUUUUUUAAAAUUAGGAUUCCUUAAGAGUAAAACUUUUCCAGAAGCACAAGGUAGUUUGCAAAGGAAAAGUUAACGCAUUGCUUGCUCUAGAGAGCUUGUCACGCCAAUGUGUUUUGCUUCAUGCUAGAAGCACAUUCAACAGCGAGCUUGUUUCUCUGUAGUCAGUCAAUGGAUUUGGCUAGUUAGUUUAGAGUUCAAGGAAGAAGCAAAAUAUCACAUCUCUAGAAGUGUCUGGAAAAAUGUAAUUUCUUCAUUCACUUCUAUACUCACUUACUCAUAGGUUCUAGUUAAUGCUAAAAUGAAAGAGAUUUAAUUUUUCAUAUUGACCUAAUUUUAGGCAUGGCUAACUGCACUUUGACACUAACUCUACUUUAUUUAUUUGGUGGGUUGGAGCAAAGAUAUUUCUCUCUUUCCAUGCUAAUGUGUAAUUCCUUUAUGUAAGAAUUCGUCCUACCUUUGAAACAGUUUUAAUGUAACUUUCUAUCCAUUCUAGGCUUUCUGAAUAAGUCUUGAGCCUUGCUGUGGGAUAACCGUAUUUAAAGAAUGGGACCUGGAAUGGAAGGAAAAGUCCUUUAGGGAGCGAUGCCGCGGGUUAGGAGCAGAGCUCACAGUUUUACAGUUGUGCCGCUUCAGAGUCUCUAUCCUGGUCUUUCCAGAAAACGGUAUUAAGACAUUGAGAUCUAAAGCAAACUGGCGAUUCCUACCAUUUCUAAAAUUUGCAAAAGCGGUUUAGCCUGGAGGUUAAUAGUUCAGUCUUGAGGCUGAGUUUUGGGCUAGCUAGGACCAGACGAUUAGCAUGUAGGAAACAGCCAGAAGCCAACUGGAAUUUUGUCUGCUGACUGUUCCCAGACAGCAGACCAAGUACUCACUGAACAGUGGUGUCCCUCGACACUAUUUCAUAUUCUGCAUGAGUAAAUCAGGUUUCACCAACUGAAAUGUCUCCCUUUGAAAGCAGCAAACAUGAUUUGUAUGUUAACUUAACUUUAAUUUCCUGUGUAGUUUAUACCCAAAGCACACACUCAUAAAGUAUGAAGUAAAGACUUUUAACCAUUAUUAAAAAGAGAACUUGCCAAGUUGAAUGGCAUUAUAUUGAACUUAUUCUAACAGGUUACAGCUAGCUUACCUAUAAUAGGCAAAUAUCAGAGAAUAUAAGGUUUACAAAAAGAGCAUUUCAGCUUUUAAGUUACAAGUGAUUGUAUAAAGAACGUCACCCCUCCUAAGUCUUCUCAUAUGUUAUUUUUUCUCAUUGGAAAAAAAAAUUAACUUUUUGUGAAUGGAACAGAUGUGCAAGAUACACACGGUCUUUAAAAACAGUGUCACAGCUAAAUGGAAAUAUGUUAAACAAACAUCCACAGUAUAAUAAAUAAUCUACAGCGAGAUCUUUUCACAAAAUUCCCUCUUUUUAAGAUUCCGUUUGCUUCUUCCUUUGAAUGCUCUAAAAUAGGCAGCUAAAGGAUUAUAUACUUUAGGGUUUGGCUUUGUGCUAAAUGUGGUUUUGCAUUUUGCUGUAUUUCAAAAAUUUCCUUCUGUUAAAGGAAAAUAUUGUGGAUAACCACUGGUGUGUUCUUAGAUCAGCACAAAUCAUGUCAAAGAAAAUUGGAGAUUUGUUUCCAAGUUUCUUUCCACUGAUCUUAUGCAGUCAUAAACAAUGGCAUUUGUCAUCUUUGGCUUUUGCUCUCAGAUUAUAAUUCCAGUUUUCCUGUCCCAAGUGUCUCUCUUUGUGGGUAUGUUUUUGUCCUGUUUUACUUCUAAGUUAUCUCUACUAGAACCCAGCCUCCCCUGGGAUUUCAGCAGUCAUGUUAGAGAAUAUUUUCAGUUUGCUGCAGUAUAUGCCAUAUGAUUGGUAUUAAUCCCAUUUCCCAAAGGGUUUGCAUCCUGCUAAAAGGAGAUGUCACUGUGAGUGAAGUCGGAAGCUCUGGCAUGUGCGUGGUUUGAAGUGCAGCAUUCAUAUCAGGCCUUAAGAUGGGAAUGUAGCCUAAUGAGCUUUCUAAGUGUUCCCCAUACCACGUAUAAUCUUCCUUGUAACUUCCUCCUAACUGAUUGCUCUGACGUUGUCUAUACAGUAGAUGUAGCUCCAUCAUGUCUAGUGUAAUAAAAUAAAACAUAUGAUGUUUUUAGGAUUUGGAAAAAUAAAUGUAUAUGUUUAUUUGAUAGAAAAAUCUAUUUUAUGGUCACAUGUUAUGUCUUGCAUGCUUAUUGACUAAUUGGAAUAACCAUUUACUCGAUUGUGGACAGAUGAUUGAAAUAGUAUUGAUUUAGAACAGAUAUAUUGCAUUUCCUGAAAUCAUCUCCGAAGACUACUCUUCUGAAAUUGCUUUUAGCUGCGUUUUGUAACAUAGACGAGCAGUAGGGUCUGUUUAUUAGCACAUUGCCUACUAAUUCAGAUACAAACUCAUUCCAAAACAUUAUAAUGAAACCAGUACCUGUGAUAUAAUUAUAAGCCUUCUGAACUUAGAAUUAAAAAGUAGUCAUAUAGAUUAAUUUUAUGACUUUUUAGUAUAGACUGUAGCCGUAAUUCUCAAAUAUGAAAUGGGACCUAAUACCAGUAUGUGAUAAAUGUUGAUGUUUUCCGUGUACAAACCCAUUUUCUAUGCAUGUGUCUCUAUGUAUACAGUAUAUACAUAGUAAAUUUGUUUCUGUAUCUGUAUUUUGUGCCCCUUUGAGUAGGUAGACUUAAAAGCGCUUGUUACAAUGCCACAAGCAUGAAUGUGAUUGUAUGUCAUUGUAUAUAGAUGUAUAUGUAUGGGUGUAAAUAUUUAUGUAUACAUGUGCUUUGUAUGUGUGGGUAUAAAUAUAUUUUUUAAACUGUGCGAAUACAAGAGGUAGCUUUGAGGGAUCUGCCAUAAUACGUGAUAACAGUGGUUCGUUUCUGAUAACAUACAUGAGGUAUGCAAAAUUGUCUCCACAUUGUAAUUAUUCUGAGAGGCACAAAGCUCAGAAUUACCACGACAACAUGGUAAGAGUAAUAUCCACAAGCAUUUGUAUCUAAAUCCACAGCAUUGCUUUCUAAGAAGUUACCUUUGCCAAUAUAGUUUGAUAGGAAGAGUAAGAUCUGGAAACCUACCUUUAAGAUCUCUGAUUAGAAUUAUAAAUUAUCCUUGGAUUGCUGAGCUGAAUCUUAAAAAGCUAAGUUGGUCUACAUAGUCAUUUUUUCUCUAUAGUAAAAGUUAAAAAAUAAAGUAGAGGGAUACAGCAAUAUAAUAAAAGUAGUGGAUUUUUCUGAGUAAAUUUGCUAAAAAUGCAGGGGAGAAGUUACCUGAUACCGUAGAGGUAGGUCAUCCAUCUACUUUUUUCAGGUAAACAUCUGUCAUUUGGCAAACAAUGUAAUUAUUUGAAAUUGACAGGAAUUUCCUUAACAUUGAGAACAAAGCCUAAAUAGUAGGUCUCUGAACUGUGGAACUCAGUGAAAGAAGACAAGAUAUGAGACUCAAGCCAUGAGUUUUGCAUCAUUUCAUAAGAGGACUGCUAGCUGUGAGCUCAGAGUUUAGUGUGAAUAAACCUAGAUCAUUUCAGAGAAAUAAUUAUUAGUGCACUAGAUCACUCAGUCCUUUCCGAAAAGCUCCAUGUGUCUUCUAGAUAAUGUUGUCAUCCUGUCUAAUUGGUAUGUUUAAAAUCAUGUGGUGCUCUGUAUUGUGAACUUUAAGAAUAUUUUGAAGCAUAUAUAGUUAUGCAUUGCUAUUUGUUUAUCUGUGUAAGAAUGUGUGACUGUGUGAGAGCAAGAGAGAGGAGACUCAAGGGAGAGUCUUCUGUUCUUGUGAAGACCUGUUCAUGCGGGUGUGUUGGUGAGACGUUGCACCUCUCUGGUCUGGGGUUUCACACAUGGCUCAGCUCAAGGCAUUCAUUUCUUUUUAAUUUUUACUGUCAAAUUCCUUAAACUUUGCUCAUUGUGUAAUGUUUUUAAAAUGAUGAUAAAAGUUACUCUGUCUAACCUCUUGCAUUGUCUGCUGCCAAUUUGAUAAAAAUUUUUCCUCUCAACUGGAAGUUCUACCAUGACUUGAUUUGAGUUUAAUUUCUUAUGUACAGCCUUUGUUUUGCUUGCUUGUCUCCCUUUCUUUUCUCUCCCUUUUCUGAAUCAAAUUUCUCUUUUGCUUUUUUAUGAAGAAGCAGUGUACAGAAGCAAAAUCUUGUCUUCUCCGUUGUUUCUUCAAUUAAUUUGAGCCAGAAUACUUUUCACUGUCUUCUUAGCACUUUCAGGAUUUCUUAAUGCUGAUAUAUGGACGGACUCUGUGAAUGGAAUUUUUGAAGCAAGUUCCUAAAGCCUGUAUCAUUCUUGAAGGUCACAUGUACCUGCUGUGAAAAUGUGAAGCUGUAUUUCUGAACCUGAAAUAAAUGAUAACAUUUGAAGGA
Molecule: messenger RNA, 7590 nt
Organism: Ceratotherium simum simum (southern white rhinoceros)
Lineage: Eukaryota; Metazoa; Chordata; Mammalia; Perissodactyla; Rhinocerotidae
Source: RefSeq, a predicted model, not a curated record